Serendipita indica DSM 11827 is the source of this 4953-nucleotide messenger RNA. Lineage: Eukaryota; Fungi; Basidiomycota; Agaricomycetes; Sebacinales; Serendipitaceae. The record is from the annotation of a GenBank genome assembly.
AUGUCAACGACGACAGUAGCCGAUGGGGAAUAUAUUCAGGCGAUAGAGAAUGUUCAGAGGCUGGCGAUUCAUCAAACCGUGUGCGAUGAACUGCUUCAAAUCAUCUUACGCAACCGGGAGAAACGUGAAAGUGACACAGAAUGGCUCAGAACCAUUGCAGAAUAUUUCGAGUCACUCAAACUCUGGGCGAAUUUUGAUCAAGUAGAACUCCUUAUGCAGUGCGAAGCAAUUCCCGACACUCUAGCACUUCUUCAGCAACGGAUGUCCGAGUUCGAUGUCGCGAUUCCCGAGGAUUACCACAAGAGAGCCCGUCAGAGCUGCAAAUCAUCCACACCCUUCGCCGUUCUCGCCGUACUCCGCUGUCCAGACGGGCUCGAGCGUCUGGAGUGUCUUCCGUCGACUUCGCUACACAAGGCUAUGGCUCUUCUCCAAAAUGCACUUGAUUGUCUCUCUCCGGCUUCCGACGAGUAUGGCGAAAUCCGCACCGCGCUUAUGCACCUACAAGUGGUAGACUCUCAGGCAACCCUUGAGGCACCAGAUCUCACGGCUCAGAUAUCGGAUAUAAGUGAAGAGCCAUUUGCCAAAGGGGGCUUUAGUGACGUCUAUACCGGGGAGUGGCUUCGGCAGGAAAAGGUCGCACUCAAGAUCCUGCGCAUCUUAGGUGGAUCAGGAGCAACUAAGCGGCACAAGCUGUUCAGAAGAGAAGUCAAGCUGUGGCACGGACUACGGCAUCCCCAUUUACUUCAAUUCUGGGGUCUCUGCAACACCUCGCAAGGACUGGCAAUGGUCUCACCCUUUAUGCCCAAUGGGAAUGCAUCUGCCUUCCUUGCAGCGAACCCAGACGCAGGCGCACUCGAGCUUCUUGUCGGUGCUGCGUAUGGUCUCGAGUAUCUGCAUACACGUCAACCACCCAUUACCCAUGGUGACUUGCGAGGGGCAAACAUUCUAGUCUCUCGUACUGGUCAAGCUCAGCUGUCUGACUUUGGUUUAUCCAAAAUUAUGGAAGCUGCUUCCACCGACACUUCUGUUGGGAUGACUACAGCGAAUGCUGGUGCGACGAGAUGGAUGGCUCCAGAACUAUUUCAUUCGGAGCCAGUCGAGUACCCACCUAGCUGUGCCUCGCCUCAUCCGUCCACUGUCAGUCUGACGGGAGAGGAUGCGGGUGAUCGUCCAGGUACAACGGAGAAACCCAGAGCGUCCGAAGACAAAGAGAGAUGGGAAGGGGUUACUCCAAGGAGCGACGUGUGGGCUUAUGGAAUGACGGUGUACGAGCUCAUGACCGGUAAAGUUCCGUACUGGCGCGUCAAAACCAGCCCAACGGUGAUGCUUGCCAUUGUUCGUGGUGAGCUGCCAUCCAAGCCAAGAGCAUCAGACGUUCGCCAUGACUGGCAACCACAACUCUUAGAGUUAAUGCACGAAUGCUGGACCCAGCGCCCCAAUUUGCGACCCACAAUGACGGCCAUAUCGGAGACUAUGCGCUCUAUUCGAGAUGCCUCGCAGGCCCGGUCUCCUGUACCACAGAGCCUUCUCCUCGCUUUCGACACUCCUUUGUUACCACUUACACCGACGACGUGGCCGAAUGACGCUGACAAGGCUUCAAGUGAACCUCUUCUCAUCGACUCGCCCAUUACAGAGACUAGUCAUGAUAUCAAUUACGUUGUGGCCGAAAAGGAAGUUCACCCAGCUAUCGAGCUUUCUCUUCCCCUCUCUCGGGGCAAAUCAAACAAGCGCAAGUCUACCACCGAUUCGACCCUCGCGAAAGCUGAAAUUCACGACUCGGUGCCUGAACUUCCAGCUUCGCGACCCAAUGUACCACUGACGCGAGCCGAUUUGACGCGACCACGGUCAUCAUCGGCUCCUGUCGCAGUUCCAACCGAACUGUACCUGAAGGACCAGCCAUCACCUCCAAAAACUGGCAGCAUGACAAUGUUCAACUCUGAAAACUCGUCAAUGGUCAGUUUAGAUAGCAUGUUGAACCAGAACCGCCGGUCUCGACCCAUCACUCCUGCAACACCAGUUCCACCGGAUCCAGAUCCGCCUUCUACUCCAAGUUCCCCUGUCACAAGGCGUAGACAAAGAUUAUCUUCGCUUUCGUUCUGGAAGCGAAACAGUACAGAUAAGACGUCAACUGAAUCUACAUCUGGCACCGAAGGAUCAUUUGAUCCGAAAGCUGCUAUGUCCAUCCUACAAUCUUUAAUACAGGGCGAGGAAAGUAUGCUCAGAGACACUUAUGAUGCGGUUCUCAGCUCAAGAAUACGUAUGGCACACCCUUCGGUCAUCCCCGUCGAGCGAGUUGAUCACUUCCUCACUCGCGUUCUGGGAUCUUACAUCAAGCUUCGAGGUCAGCGAGGACAUUUCCUUCGGGAACUCAAGUCUGCUGAGCAGGAGAUUGCGUCCGACCUUGUUCCUACGGUCAUAUCCCUUCUUACCCGAACAAUCGACUGCUUCUGUAUGAUUUACCCAGACUAUGCAAAGGGUAUCUAUAAUGUGGAGGAUAUACUCACCGAAGAAAUGGAAAACAACUUCCCUUUCAGAGCCUGGAUGCAGCGCUCAGAGGACGACAUGCGUCUGAAACGCUUUCUUCGCAGUCCUUUGGCGUCGAUCGAAACUGUUUUUGUCCGGCUCUCGCAAUUGAUAGCCUUUGCAAAGCCAAAGGCGUCGGGCGCAGCCCUACUAGACCUCAAGCUGAGGGAAGAUGAACUCGUCGGAGUUCUCAUGAAGACCAGGCUCAGCAAAUGGCAAGGCGCGAUGGGUAGGGACGAAGUCGUAUAUAAUUGGCGACAAUUGGUCCUACGAACGAAUUCCCGGGCGUUUAUGGAGGAAAGUCGGCAGAGUGUCAUCUUCAAAUUCAUCGAGGCGCAAAUGACUUGCCUUCGCAUAGUGAAAGAUUUCCACUCGGGCGUGCUACGAAGAAUCGUCCAGUCCCCUGCACUCGUUCUGCCCGAUUUGGAAAAAGUAUAUGAUAGCAUGGCCAUUAUCAUAGAACACCAACAGCAGCUCAUGCAACACCUACAUGCACAUCAGCUUGAAAGCCAUCCUUUAUUGACCGAUGUACCCCAAGUCGUCUUCCAAACCAUUACAAGCUGGGGACAUGCCUACACGACCUACUCUUCGCAGCUGUGUGAUGCACUACGCGAGCUAGAAACUCACAGUGCAGAUAUAUUUCCCUUGGUUCAUGCAAUCUCGAGCCCAACAAUUAUGGACCAUGACAUUGCGUCUUUGCUUUGGGCUCCAAUCACGCACCUACGGAGACUCAGCAAAGCCUUGCACCUGUUGCUGAAUGUGACGCCAGAUGAUCAUGUGGAGCUCAAACCCAUUGUUGAGAGCAUUUCAACAAUCACCAAACUCGUAGAAGUCUGCGAUAACUUGUCUUCUGCCAGCGGAAGUAGUCCAGAAAUCAGACAGCUUGCUACUCAGCUCCAAUGGCAGGGAGUGGAAGAUCUGGUCGUGAGACUCGAUGAUCCCCACCGUCAGUUGAUUCACGAGGGAAAAGUUCUCAUUCCUAGUCAAGAGGAGAAGGGAUCUGGUUUUACCGAACUCUUUGCGAUCGUUCUUGAUAAUUUCUUCAUCCUCACAACGCCACAAAUGCGAUGGGGCUUAUCCUUCUUGCAAGUGGAAGAAGUCGUCGCUUUGGAGAACCUGUCCAUUUUGGAUCUAGACGAGUCGAGCUCUUAUCACGAUCUCUACCUUCUAGAUACACCACAAGGAGAAGUUAUUGCGGCCCCAUUAACCCUCCAAUUCGAAGAGACAAGUUCGGCGAAAACGCUGACUUUGCUUUGCCACACCACGCUGGAGGUGUUGGAAUGGAGGCGCCAUUUGACUGCCGCGAAAUUGACUCGUGAGAGCUCUGUAGAUGGGUUCCCGAAGACAGCGUUCGUUCAGCAUGCGCUGGUCGCGAGCGUCAGCUUCUCCCCAUCCUGUAGUGCUGAAUUCAGUUUGAAUGGGGUUAUUUACACUGUGGUGGGAGGUUCAAGAGUCAAUGGCUUAUGGAUACGAGCUGGGCAUGAAUCCAGCCUCCGCCAACUCCUUCAAGGUGUUAGCAUCCGGUACUGCACAGUGGUCCAUUCACUUCAAUUACUCUUGGUCCUAGUUGGAAAGGCACUUGUCUCCUAUCGGCUGGAAGAUAUCGCGGCAUUUAAAGUAUCGUCACGCCAAGUCGACACCAAAGGUUCAGUAAUCUUCUUCCGUUGUCGAUUGCACAAAGGACGUCCACUCCUUGUUGUUGCUGUCGGUCAUAACCAUAACACGUCAUCAAUAGUUCGCAUAUUUGACAGCGGUGUGGUGGGACUAGACAGCACGAGCAGACGAUCGUCGUUCUUUGGCGGCAAACAAACAUGGAGCAACAUGUUCAAGCAGGUGGCGGAGGUACCUGUUGCACAAAUCCUUCACGACUGCGCCAUCUUCGAUGACUGCAUUGUUCUCAUGGGGUCCGACGGCUUUGUUCAAGUGAAUUUGGAACGACCAGAUGAGCAUCGACAGCUUGCGUCAGGCUGGUCGAUGUCAGAUCCCACUGUUCUUCCGGUAUUCAAGGGUCUAGCGUCCAGUCAGACCUAUCAUCGCUGCCAAACAUCAAAGCCCAUCAAUAUCAUCCGACACAACAACAUAACCUUGCUAUGCUACUCAGAUUUCGGUGUAUUCCUCAAGGAUGGAGGUACAGUCCAGGGCGCAUGCAUUGAUUGGACCUCAAACAAGGUCACCCAAGCCUUUUAUCUUGCGCCAUACGUUCUGCUUGUCAGCAAAACAACUCUGGAGACCCGACUCGUGCAUAACGGGAAGCUCGUUGAUCGCUUCGAUGCCGAGGAACUUUACAUAACGCACGAGCCGGAGAUAUCUACUGGAUCGGAAUCAAGGUAUUUCCAUCUAGCUGCGAGAGGAGAAGCUGGCUCUCGACAGUUUGAUGUCGACGAAUUGGACACUUUCUCAGUACACCAGUGGUCUUUACAGCGAAUUUGA